Molecule: messenger RNA, 964 nt
Organism: Nicotiana tabacum (common tobacco)
Lineage: Eukaryota; Viridiplantae; Streptophyta; Magnoliopsida; Solanales; Solanaceae
Source: RefSeq, a predicted model, not a curated record
CCUAUCUUCUACUUUUGCAGAAGAAUGACUACUCAUAUUUCUCCAAUGGCAUCAACAAUAAAGCAAUUCCCAUCAACUAGCUUCAAUCUUCAGCCACUCCCAUCAGUUUUCCAUGGAUUUAGAACAAAACCAGCUCAAACUUCUGUUGCUGCUUCCCUUAAAAAAGCUCCUCAUCUUUUCUCUUAUUCACCUCCAUUGCCUUCUCAGAACAUCACUUUUCAGAAUUCAUUUAUUCCACUUUCUGCUUGCCUUGCUAUUCUUCUCUGGUCCUCUCCUGCUAAUGCUGGAUUUCUUUCGGGUUCAACCGGAAUAGAAUCAGUUCCUGGCCCUGAAUUACCUAAGAUUGAUUUUCUUAAUCGGUGGAAUGAUGAUAAUCAGAAAAGGUAUGCAGAACUUGAUUCAAAAUUCAAAGACUCGCCCCUGCUUAAACAGUUACUUGAGAAAUCCAAGCAAAACAAAGAGAAGAACAAAAAAUCAAUUGAAGACAAGUAUUGCCUACGAGGAGCUGAGUGGGGAGUUGGAGAUUGCUCUACAGCAGGAAUGACACCAGAAGAAAGAGACAGCUUCAUUGCCAUGUUGAAGCAGAAGGCAGGAGUAGAAUGAACGCGCAACUAUGUACCCUUUAUCACCAGUGUUGGUUCCGAUAUAUACUCUUCAAAUUUUCAAGAAUGCAAAUGGCUGAUGCAAAGAGUAGAGAUUGAACCUUAAUGGUGAAAUUUCGCGUUAUUUUUCUGCAGAGACCGGGAGUUUAAUUGAGCCUCAAGACAUCAGAUGAUCAGAAGCUAUUAGUAUUAGCAGUAGAAUAUGUCAAGGGCCAUUCUUGCCAUUGUUCAAUAGCUUGUAGAUAUAUUAUAUUAGUAAACUAUAUAAUACAUUAUGAAGCUUUACACCUACUGCUUUCUUCUAGACAUCAUUUUUCUGAGCUAAACUUGAUAGCAAAUAACAAGAUUAUUUUGUUCAGUAA